CAUAUACCCCGGAAACUGCUACAACACCACAAAAUGGCGGGAAUAUUCGAGCAAGCACGGAAUGCUGGGACCUUGUUCCUCGGCGGGCAGAAAAUCAGCGGCCAAGAUAUCCGCGACCAAAACGUUCUGGCAACUCAAGCUAUCGCCAACGUUGUGAAAUCGUCAUUUGGCCCCUCCGGCCUCGACAAGAUGAUGGUAGACGAUAUCGGAGACGUGACAGUCACUAACGACGGCGCCACCAUCCUUAGCUUGCUCGACAUCGAGCACCCCGCGGGCAAAAUCCUCGUCGAUUUGGCACAGCAGCAGGACAAGGAGGUUGGUGAUGGCACCACGUCCGUCGUCAUAAUAGCGGCGGAACUGCUGCGGCGCGCAAACGAGCUCAUGAGGAACAAGAUACAUCCCACGACCAUCAUCACUGGCUACAGGCUGGCGCUGAGGGAGGCGGUCAAGUACAUGAACGAGAAUAUCAGUAUCCGCGUGGAGACACUGGGACGGGAGAGCCUGAUCAAUAUUGCAAAGACAUCUAUGUCGAGCAAGCUGAUCGGGUCGGACUCGGAUUUCUUCGCCAACAUGGUCGUUGAUGCUAUGCAGUCCGUCAAGACUACCAACAACAAGAACGAGGUCAAGUACCCUGUCAAAGCGGUCAAUAUCCUCAAGGCUCACGGUAAGGGCGCUACGGAGUCCAUUCUGGUCAAAGGAUAUGCUUUAAACUGUACCGUGGCAUCACAAGCUAUGAAGACGCGUGUCACUGACGCUAAAAUUGCUUGUCUGGAUAUAAAUCUACAGAAAGAGCGGAUGAAGCUGGGUGUUCACAUCACUAUCGAUGAUCCAGCCCAGCUAGAAAAGAUCCGAGAACGGGAGGCAGGAAUUGUCAUCGAGCGGGUAGAGAUGAUCCUCAAAGCGGGGGCUAAUGUCGUUUUGACCACGAAAGGUAUCGAUGACCUCUGCUUAAAGCAUUUCAUCGAGAAGGGCGCCAUGGCUGUGCGAAGGUGUAAGAAGGAGGAUCUGCGAAGGAUAGCCAAGGCAACCGGGGCCACCCUCGUCAGCACCCUUUCCGAUCUCAACGGUGACGAGAAAUUCGAGCCAUCAGCGCUCGGGUCCGCAGAAGAAGUCGUACAGGAGCGAAUCUCAGAUGACGAAUGCAUUCUAGUCAAAGGCACCAAGGCCUUCACGUCCGCAUCCAUCAUCUUGCGGGGACCCAACGACUACGCCCUCGACGAAAUGGAGCGAUCUGUCCACGACUCUCUCUCCGCCGUCAAGCGUACUCUUGAAAGCGGCCGCAUUGUUCCCGGAGGCGGUGCCGUAGAGACUGCGCUCCACAUCUACCUUGAAGAAUGGGCUACGUCAGUCGGCUCCCGCGAACAACUCGCCAUCGCUGCUUUUGCCACCUCUCUCCUCUCCAUCCCCAAAACUCUCGCCAUUAAUGCAGCAAAAGACUCUACUGAGCUCGUUGCCCAGCUGCGCAGCCGGCAUGCCCUCUCCCAACGCACGCCUUCAGAUCCUACUACCCCAGAGAACGCGAAACAACUCGCCCGCUCUAAGAACUAUAAAAACUAUGGUCUGGACCUGACGAAUGGUAAAGUUCAUGACAGCCUCAAGGCCGGCGUGCUAGAGCCAAGCAUGAGUAAAGUGAAGCAGCUGAAGAGUGCAGUGGAGGCAUGCGUGGCGAUUAUGCGGAUUGAUACGCUGAUUAAACUGGAUCCAGAGGAGAGGGGAGGUGGAGACGAUGACGGGCAUGGCCAUUAAACAGGAUAUGACGUGAAAGAUAAUGCGGGCUCUCUUUGCUAGCAUAUGGCAGGUUAAAUGCAAG
Lindgomyces ingoldianus is the source of this 1810-nucleotide messenger RNA. Its product is annotated as T-complex protein 1 subunit alpha. The record is from RefSeq and is a predicted model, not a curated record. NCBI's taxonomy places the organism in Eukaryota, Fungi, Ascomycota, Dothideomycetes, Pleosporales, Lindgomycetaceae. Gene Ontology annotation, cellular component: chaperonin-containing T-complex. Gene Ontology annotation, molecular function: ATP binding; ATP hydrolysis activity; ATP-dependent protein folding chaperone. Bases 34 to 1746 code for a protein of 570 amino acids. The transcript has 2 exons. Gene Ontology annotation, biological process: protein folding.